This is a messenger RNA of Drosophila grimshawi, 763 nucleotides long. Its product is annotated as probable NOT transcription complex subunit VIP2. The transcript has a single exon. The coding region runs from base 54 to 671 and encodes 205 amino acids. Lineage: Eukaryota; Metazoa; Arthropoda; Insecta; Diptera; Drosophilidae. The record is from RefSeq and is a predicted model, not a curated record.
ACAGUUGUGUGUUUUUCCUAUGCUAUUUGAAAGUUGAAUUUAAGUUAACAACAAUGCCACGACGACGUCGAUUACGUUGCAAGGUAAAACCGCUGCUUGCCGCCGACAACGAGGCGAGUCAAGAAGAGCAGCAGAACGAGAGUAGAAGCGAUGAGCCGGAUGCAACCACAGAGAUUCAAUGCAUGCCACUCUCAGUGCCAGCAUCAGCCAGUGACUGGGAGUAUCGGCUCUUUCCCGAAAUGCACAAUCAGUUGCCCGGCCUGCCCACAUAUACGGAUAUCUUUGGCCAGCACUCGGAUGUCAUCUGCCAGGAGAGUCGGCCAAGUGUGUCAGCUUCCGUUUUAACGGACAUCUUUGGCAUUCUGGGCUUGACGGCCAAGUUGCGUGCGAAUCGAAGUCAGGUGAAUGAUGUGCGAUUGGCCACCGGCGAGGAUCUGACCACGUAUGGUCUGGAUCUGGCCAGUCAGGGUGACAUCUACAUCCAUUUCAAUGGACCCUUCACACAGCAGCCGGCCUGCUGCAGCUCCGCCCACUCUGCCCUGGAGCUCGGCAUGCGGGGCAUGAGAGAUGCGAUGGAUUACCACACACAUAAGCCGCCCAUUUGGGAUCCAUUUGUGCCCGAAACACGGAAUCUGGGCCUGCUGCUACCCUUGCCGAGAACAUAUCCCUAGUUUGAUGUCAAUGUUUGGCAACCUUUCAAAUUGCUGUUCUGUUUUUGUUUUGUUUAAUUGUCCACCAGCAAAAUAUACUUGCCUUUCAUUAA